AUGGGAUUUAUAGCCGCGCGUCUCAGACUCUGCGUUGCACUCGGCAUCAACCACCAUCGUCUUACUGCCCCGUCCCUUAAACGCUUCUACAUGGCAAGCAAAACCCAAGUUCACCCGAUGGAAAUUACCUUCCUCGGAACGGCGUCGGCGGUGCCGUCCUCGACACGAAGCCAUUCGUGUCUCUCGUUGCGCAUUGGGAGCGACGUCUGGCUAUUUGAUUGUGGAGAGGGAACGCAGCGGCAACUGCAACGGAGUGUUGUAAAAAUGGGGAGGAUCAAUAGGAUCUUCCUCACUCACUUGCAUGGGGACCAUAUUUUUGGUGUUACUCCGCUUCUGGCUGGUCUUUUGAAUGGUUCAGGUGGGGUCACGGAGGGAGAGGAGGAUCCCAGACAAUUUUUGGACGUGAACAAUCCAGCUAUCGAAAUCUAUGGACCUCUGGGAACGCGCGCCUACAUUCGUUCUAGCCUUACCCAUACUUAUACCACGCUCGGCAGCGCAUACGUUGUGCAUGAGCUCCGCUUUCCCGACGACCCCAAGACAGGAGACUUCACCAACCUCCGCCGCCACCGGUCCGAAUCGCCAUCUGGACGCAACAUCCAACAGGUCGAUGGUCUCUGGAGAGACAUCCUCACUGACGGACGUAUUUCUGUCUCCGCCGCGCCGAUCCAGCACUCCGUUCCUUGUGUUGGCUAUGUGGUCAAUGAGGCGCCUCUCCCCGGCAAGGUCGACCCCCAAAAGUAUAUCCCAGAACUGAAGAGGACGAACACGCCCAUGAAGGUGAUGCGCGACAUCCAGGAAGGAAAACGCGUCAAGCUCAACGACGGCACCAUCCUCGAAGGUCCGCAAAACCGGCCCGGGCGGAAACUAGUGAUUUUAGGCGAUACAUACGACCCUUCUCCCAUCGAGCCUUUGGCGCUGGAUGCCCACCUGCUCAUUCAUGAGGCCACAAAUGCCCACUUACCCGGGGUAGACUCGCGGACAAAGGAAGAGGACACUUACGAGUCGAUCGAGGCCAGGACAAAAUCACGGGGGCAUUCAACACCGCAGAUGGCUGGUGCUUUUGCGAAGCGCAUUCGUGCCAGAACCCUCAUCCUGAACCACUUCUCGACCAAAUAUGCUGCUGAUGAGGAUGGCGACGACGAGGCCAAGCUGAUAAUGGACACCAUCCGCGGGCAGGCAGCUGGAAUUGCGGACUGUGAGGUGAUCUGUGCCCGCGAUUUUCUUAGUCAUACGGUAGUUGUACCUGCAGAUUAG
Mycena indigotica is the source of this 1254-nucleotide messenger RNA. RefSeq lists its product as uncharacterized. Bases 1 to 1254 code for a protein of 417 amino acids. The transcript has 4 exons. Gene Ontology annotation, biological process: tRNA processing. Gene Ontology annotation, molecular function: 3'-tRNA processing endoribonuclease activity. The record is from RefSeq and is a predicted model, not a curated record. Lineage: Eukaryota; Fungi; Basidiomycota; Agaricomycetes; Agaricales; Mycenaceae. Gene Ontology annotation, cellular component: nucleus.